ACUGUCACGGGUCCGUAUCGACUCACCAAACUAAACUCUAUAAGACUCGCUAUUGUCUUCUCUCCCCAAACUAACGUUGGAGACAUUUUCUCUCUCUACAAUGGCGGCUUCUUCUCUCUUUCAAUCCUCCUCCCCCUUCUCUCUUCGCUCCCAACCCAAACCCACCUACCGAAACCCUAGAAUCACCCACCAUUACCUUCCCAUAAGAGCCUCCGCCUCACCCGACCACUCCCCCACCGCCGACGCCACGCCGCCACCUCCACAACCACUCAUCAAACACCGCCGCCCCGCCGACGAGAACAUCCGAGACGAGGCUCGCCGCCACAAUCACCACAACCUCCACGGCUUCUCCGCUAAGUACGUCCCCUUCAACGCCGAUCCCAACUCAACUGAGUCGUACUCGCUCGACGAGAUCGUCUACCGGAGCUCCUCCGGCGGCCUUCUCGAUGUCCAGCACGACAUGGCCGCGUUGAAGAAAUACGACGGCCAGUACUGGAGAUCACUGUUUGAUUCACGGAUUGGGAAGACGACCUGGCCUUAUGGGUCUGGGGUUUGGUCCAAGAAGGAAUGGGUCCUUCCGGAGAUCGACGACGACGACAUCGUCAGCGCUUUCGAGGGAAACUCGAACCUUUUCUGGGCCGAGCGUUUCGGCAAACAGUUUCUGGGCAUGAACGAUUUGUGGGUCAAGCACUGUGGUAUUAGUCACACCGGUAGUUUCAAAGAUUUGGGCAUGACUGUUUUGGUCAGCCAAGUGAAUCGGCUGCGGAAAAUGAAGCGCCCUGUGGUCGGCGUUGGUUGUGCGUCGACAGGCGAUACCUCUGCGGCGCUAUCAGCCUAUUGCGCCGCCGCGGGAAUACCAUCCAUUGUGUUUCUACCAGCGAACAGGAUAUCAAUUGCUCAAUUGGUUCAACCAAUUGCGAAUGGGGCUUUUGUGUUGAGUAUCGAUACAGAUUUUGAUGGGUGUAUGCAGCUAAUUCGUGAAGUCACAUCUGAAUUGCCAAUCUAUUUGGCCAAUUCUUUGAACAGUUUGAGACUUGAAGGUCAGAAAACGGCUGCGAUUGAGAUUCUGCAGCAAUUUGAUUGGGAAGUGCCGGAUUGGGUGAUUGUUCCUGGUGGAAAUCUUGGGAAUAUAUAUGCAUUCUAUAAGGGUUUCAAAAUGUGCCAAGAAUUGGGACUCGUGGAUCGAAUUCCACGGCUUGUUUGUGCUCAAGCUGCAAAUGCCAAUCCGCUUUACCUCCAUUACAAGUCAGGGUGGGCCGAUUUCAAAGCCGUAAAAGCUAAUACUACUUUUGCCUCUGCAAUACAGAUUGGUGAUCCUGUCUCUAUUGAUAGGGCUGUUUUUGCUCUGAAAAAAUCUAAUGGGAUUGUCGAGGAGGCAACCGAGGAAGAAUUGAUGGAUGCCAUGGCUCAAGCAGAUUCAACUGGCAUGUUUAUAUGCCCUCACACCGGGGUUGCACUGACUGCAUUGGUUAAGCUUAGGGACAGUGGGGUUAUUCGGCCUACAGAUAGAACCGUAGUGGUGAGCACAGCUCAUGGACUGAAGUUUACGCAGUCAAAGGUUGAGUAUCACUCGAAGGAUAUACCGGAGAUGGCCUGUCGUUAUGCCAAUCCGCCAGUGCAAGUGAAGGCAGAUUUUGGAUCGGUUAUGGAUGUUCUGAAGAAGUAUUUGGAAAGCAAGGAUUCAAAGAAAUAGUCCCUUCUAUGAGCAUUGUAAGCAUUGCUCAUUUUUCUCCAUAUGUGGUUUAGCUAUAGUUGUUGUUUCAUGUGCUUUGUUAUUGAAUGAUUUCUUUUUGUAGUAUUGGGAGCUGCUUCAAGAGCUCAGUAAUUGGUAUUGUUAGGAGCUGUGUUGAGUUUUGACUGUAUGCUAGACCAGAGAGGAUUGAUUGUAAGGCAACAUUUUCCAUUUUGAGAGAAGUUUAUUGUCCAUUAAAAAGCCAGGAGGAAGUUUUGGCUUAUAAAUUUUGAAAUUGCUUUCUAAUUGCUGGCUAUGGUUUUGGCUGUUGAUAGUUUUGGCCUAGAAGGAUAAUGUAUGGUCACCAUUUUUCUGUUGCUUUCUUCAUAUGAAAAUGUCAUUUAUUGA
Molecule: messenger RNA, 2080 nt
Organism: Cornus florida
Lineage: Eukaryota; Viridiplantae; Streptophyta; Magnoliopsida; Cornales; Cornaceae
Product: threonine synthase, chloroplastic-like
Exons: 1
Coding region: 101-1693 (530 amino acids)
Biological process (GO): L-cysteine biosynthetic process
Cellular component (GO): cytoplasm
Molecular function (GO): threonine synthase activity; pyridoxal phosphate binding
Source: RefSeq, a predicted model, not a curated record